GGCUUGCCAAUUGCGAGAUAUAUAAUUAAAGGUAUUCUAAGUAUGCGAGGUCUCACAAAGGACCCCAUGAUGCGGUUGUUUGUCCAUCACAACUACCAUGUCCCGUUCGUUUUCUGUUCCAGCUAUGCGUCGUCCCCUUGUUGAGUGUGAAAAAGCACUAAACAGAGUAUGCCAGAGGUAUCAACUUUUUACUCCAACCAACUGGCAAUUGUUAUCUGUUGCGAGCGGUUUCCUUUUCGUGACAAUCCUCUUUCUCGCACUUAUAGCAUGCGGCUUCAUACCACCUCUUCCCCCAUCAUGGGGUGCCGACAAGGUAUACAGUCACUAUCACGGACACAGAAAGGGCAUUCAGGCGGGAGCUGCAAUGAUACUUAUCUCCUCCGGGUUAUGUCUCCCUUAUGGGGCAGUGAUAUCGAAGCAGCUUCGAAUGAUACGAGACGUAGACCCAAUUCUGUGUGACUUGUCUCUCGUGGCUUGUGGGGUAGGGAGUGUCUCCUUCAUGAUGUCGUCGACAUUCCUUGGACUGGCGACAUUUCGGGAUUACGGCCCAGAAUUGACUUUACUUCUCAGUGACCUUUUUUGGUUCACCAUCGUCAUGCAGUGGCCGCCAUUCUGGAUACAAUGCUGGACCAUAACGUGGGCAAUUCUCUCGGAUAGAAGUUCAAACCCUGCCUUUCCAAGGUCCUUGGCCAUCCUCAACUUUAUUGCACCUUUGGCAUUGUCCUCAGCUACAGCCAUCCACCUCUAUCAUCGUGGGCCGUAUGCAUGGAACGGCGCUCUAAGCUUUUGGUUUGCCUUUGUUCUCUUCUUCGCCCAGAUCGCGCUGGAUUUAAUCACCAUCGGUCGGAAUGUCCUCGAACAUCGAAGGCUGGAAUUCAAUGAGCGGACAAUUUGA
Aspergillus welwitschiae is the source of this 895-nucleotide messenger RNA. RefSeq lists its product as uncharacterized. Bases 98 to 895 code for a protein of 265 amino acids. NCBI's taxonomy places the organism in Eukaryota, Fungi, Ascomycota, Eurotiomycetes, Eurotiales, Aspergillaceae. The transcript has a single exon. The record is from RefSeq and is a predicted model, not a curated record.